CGCCCGGUCCCGCCCGGCCGCGGCCGCCAUCAUGGUGCGGAAGCUGAAGUUCCACGAGCAGAAGCUGCUGAAGCAGGUGGACUUCCUCAACUGGGAGGCCGCGGGCGACAACCUGCGCGAGCUGCGCGUGCUGCGGCGCUACCGGCUGCAGCGGCGCGAGGACUACACGCGCUACAACCAGCUGAGCCGCGCGGUGCGCGAGCUGGCGCGGCGCCUGCGCGACCUGCCCGAGCGCGACCCGUUCCGCGCGCGCGCGUCGGCCGCGCUGCUGGACAAGCUGUACGCGCUCGGCCUGGUGCCCACGCGCGGCUCGCUCGAGCUCUGCGACCGCGUCACCGCCUCGGCCUUCUGCCGCCGCCGCCUGCCCACCGUGCUGCUCAAGCUGCGCAUGGCGCAGCACCUGCAGGCCGCCGUGGCCUUCGUGGAGCAGGGCCACGUGCGCGUGGGGCCCGCCGUGGUCACCGACCCCGCCUUCCUCGUCACGCGCAGCAUGGAGGACUUCGUCACCUGGGUCGACUCGUCCAAGAUCAGGCGGCACGUGCUGGAGUACAACGAGGAGCGCGACGACUUCGACCUGGACGCCUAGCGGGCCCGCGGAGGGGCGCCCCAGGACAUCCCCGGGGUCAGCCGGGCCCCCGCCCCAGGACGCGCCCGCAGACCUCGCGCGCAGCCAGAACCCGGGGAGACCCGCGCAUUCCCUGGCCGCCUUGGGGGGAUCCGGAGAACUGGGUUUGUGCAGCGCCGGAGAGUUGAGGCUUGUGCCAGAAAGUGGUACCUGCAGCGAGGACUGUACGCACCCCCCAGGCUUCCCUCUUUGUCCUGUGAUCGGACCCUUAGGCUUAACUUAUUUAUCUCAAACCUGCUCCCGUCUGAGCUGCGUGCUGACUGUGAGACUGAAGCGUUCGGGGGCCCUCCCUUGUUUAAAGAGAGGCUUUCCUAGUGUCAAUAAAUGGACCUACUGCUUUGGAAGUCCGCACUUUUUGUCUGUCUGGUUUUCUCACGUAGGUUCACGUCUACAGGUUUCUUUGGCUCAAGAACCCAGAAAAGAGACUCGGGUCAGCAGGGACCUGCUGUGGGGGAGCCCUGCCCCUGGGCCCCAUGUGGAGGUUGCAGGAUGUUGCACAGGGCUGGGCAAAUGUGCCAGUUUACCAGUCCUUCCUCGGAGUGAGUGUUUUGCCAGAGCUCUUCCCCACAGGACUUCCCGCCGGUAUUCCAACCCCAGGAAAUACCAUAUUUGAAGUCCAGAGUGUGUGCUUGCUUAAGGAAAUAAUCACCCUGCAGCUUGGCCUUCUAGUAGUUAGAAGUGGCCCAGGAGUUUCCUGGAAACUUGUUCUUGAGAGUGACGGAGAACUGGGCAAGUAGGCAGGCUGCCUCAUGUUACCUAAGGCUUGCUCAAAGAGAUAAAUGGAAUGCCAAGAUUUUUGGCUUUUACAUGUGCCUUCUCCGUUUCCCCAAGCAGCAUUUGGUGAAGAAACCAAAUUAGUUGUCCCUAUGUGUGUUGUGGUUUUGAAUGGAAGGAGAGGUGACAUUGGGAAUAACCAUAGGAAAUGCUUCUACUGUGAUGGACAGCAUUUACUCUUCCCUACAGGUCUAGGAGAUGAGCAAUUCAAUUAUUCUCUGCUUUUCAAGUGCGGGAACUAAGGCUGACACGGGUCAAAUUUUCCAAGGUGGUGGAGGGGGGAACUGUAUUCCCUUUGAGCUGUUAUCAGUGUUGGCACAGCCAGGCCUUAGGAUGUGUCAGGGUUUUAGAGUAAAUCACUAUUUGUUUUCAAGCCAGCAGAGAAGCAACAGCUGGACAAGAAAUCUUGCUGAAUACAAAUUUGAGCAAGGAGCAAAUGCUGAGCUGCCAAGACUUGACAUUCCCUGAGACCAUACCUGUCCUGAGCUGCCUUUGCUUAUCCCAGCGAGGCAGGUGGUGGUAUUCACGCCCUUUUCAAUUUAGAAAACUGAGACUUGAGGUAAGAACUUGUCCAAGGCUGGGGGUUCAAGUCCAGGCUCAUGAUUCCCAAGGCAAGUUUCUUUUCCACGCCAUCCCUUCAGAAGUGAGUGAGAAGAGACUCCUGCUUCUCAGCUCUGGCGGCUGGGCAUGGCCUCU
Talpa occidentalis (Iberian mole) is the source of this 2095-nucleotide messenger RNA. RefSeq names its product IMP U3 small nucleolar ribonucleoprotein 3 (gene IMP3). Lineage: Eukaryota; Metazoa; Chordata; Mammalia; Eulipotyphla; Talpidae. Gene Ontology annotation, molecular function: snoRNA binding; structural constituent of ribosome; rRNA binding. The record is from RefSeq and is a predicted model, not a curated record. Gene Ontology annotation, biological process: rRNA processing. Bases 32 to 586 code for a protein of 184 amino acids. The transcript has a single exon. Gene Ontology annotation, cellular component: Mpp10 complex; small-subunit processome; small ribosomal subunit.